Molecule: messenger RNA, 3808 nt
Organism: Bemisia tabaci
Lineage: Eukaryota; Metazoa; Arthropoda; Insecta; Hemiptera; Aleyrodidae
Product: bleomycin hydrolase
Biological process (GO): proteolysis; L-homocysteine catabolic process; response to toxic substance
Cellular component (GO): cytoplasm
Molecular function (GO): cysteine-type aminopeptidase activity
Source: RefSeq, a predicted model, not a curated record
CCAAAUUAUGCAUUAACGAUGUCAGAUUAAGAGCAGGAAUGGCUUUCUUCUCUCAAAUGAUUCGUUUAAGUUCUAGUACUAAUCUCAUAACUCCACUUCAGUCUAACGCUUUAAGGAGACUUCGUUUUUUCUCAGAGAUCAGACACUUAGCUCCCUUAUCAUCGGAGCAGCUGAAAAAUUUGCGGGAAGAAUUUUAUUCUUGUCCGAAGAAUAUUCUCGCGCAAAAUGCUCUCUCCAGAGUUGAAGUUAACAACCUGUGCAUCUCACGGAGGAAGCAGCAAGAAUUGGUGCAUGUAUUCAACCACAAGAUUGAAGGUGAAGGAAAACCGGUAACAAAUCAAAAAAGUACUGGACGGUGUUGGCUUUUUGCCUGUCUGAACACGAUCAGAGUGCCUGUUGUAAAACAAUUCAACAUAGAAGAAUUUGAGUUCAGCCAAUCGUAUCUCUUCUUCUGGGAUAAGGUGGAGAGAUGUCACAACUACCUGAAUACAAUUGUUGAAGUGGCAAAUCGUGGAGAGAAGAAGGAUGGCCGGCUCCUCUCAUUCUUAUUUUCGGAUCCCAUCGGAGAUGGAGGUCAGUGGGACAUGCUGGUUAAUUUAAUCACAAAACAUGGACUGAUGCCGAAGAAAGUAUUUCCAGAAUCUUAUAGCAGCGAAGCCAGUGCUCAGCUUAACGCCAUCCUCAAAAGCAAAUUGCGGGAAUACUCGUCUGAGCUGUACAACCUCGCGUCACAAGGUAAUCAUGAAGAAAUCCCGAAAAAAAUCGAGUCACAGAUGGCAGUUCUUUACCGUAUUAUUGGAAUUUGCCUGGGCAUCCCACCGGAGACAUUCACGUGGGAAUAUUACGACAAAAACAAGCAAUACCACUCCAUCGGACCAAUCACUCCUCUCCAAUUCUAUCAGGAGAAAAUCAAACCAAUUUUCAACAUGGAGGAUAAGAUUUGCAUAGUGAAUGAUCCGAGAGAAACGAGUGGCUAUGGCAAGGCACUAACUGUAGACUGUUUAAGCAAUAUGGUCGGUGGGCGUCCAGUGGUCUACAACAACCAACCCAUAGAAGUUCUUAUGAACGCUGCCGUACAGUCAAUCAAGAACAAUGAACCCGUCUGGUAUGGUUGCGAUGUUGGAAAGAAAUUCACCAGGAAGUUAGGCUUUGAAGAUCUAGACAUUAUCGACUACACGUCUGUCUUCAAUACUACUGUUAGCACUCCAAUGACAAAGGCCGAUAGAAUGACGUAUGGAGAGUCUGCCAUGACCCACGCUAUGGUCCUUACAGGAGUUCAUGUCAAUGAGCAAGGUGAACCAACAAAAUGGAGAGUGGAAAACUCUUGGGGUGACGAAUCAGGAGAUAAAGGAUACUUGCUUAUGACAACAGACUGGUUCAAAGAAUACGUGUAUGAACUGGUAGUGGAUAAGAAGUACCUGUCUCAAGAAGUUCUAGAUGUUAACAAGCAGAAACCCCAGGUCUUACCGGCCUGGGAUCCAAUGGGAACCCUGGCGCGAUGAAACAGAAACAACAUUGACUCUUAAAGGGAUGAACUUCAAGUAACACUAAUAACACCGAAUAUAUAAUGUAUAUAUUCAUGUAACAGAUGAACCUAUUUUGUAAAUUUUACUAUAGUUUUAGCUUUUUUUUAAAUUCAAUUACACACUACUUUUUAAAUUAGCAAAUAUUAAAUUCAGUUGACUUUAUUACAAAAUACCUCUUCUCUAGGGUUCAUUUUCCGUAGGAAGAGCUGGAUAGUGAAUAUACUUUUCCUUGCAUAUUGAAUUGAAUCAAUUAUUAAUUCCUUUUUUAAGAGUCUGUAUUUUAUCAAGUUUUUAUAAUUUUAUAAAGUGCGUUUACAGUGAUUUCUUGUUAGUUUAAUGUUUGAAUUAACUCAUUGCUGAGAUGUGGAGACAUCCUGGCUGAAAGCGCAUUUUUCUAAGUAGACUAUAUUUUUUGUUGUUGGAAGCGGAAGUAAUUCCGUAAACUACAGAGCUUUCCUGAUUUGGAUUUGCCAUAGAAUUCUGGUAAAAAGUGUCUCCAUAUCCGUGUCCAAUUCCUAUACAAACAGCUCUCUUUUUAUUUUCCAUGCUUAAAGGUGUUCAACAAAAUGAAUUGUCAAAUUUAAGCGGGUCUUUCACUUUUUUAUCCUAACAUAUUCGGAUGCAACUUUUUGAAAUGGAAUGAAAAAACGCCCGGUUGUACACAUCUUUCUUCGCAUUUAGAAAUUAAUUCCUUUUUAUAGGCAGUUUAUUUUUCAAUUUAACCAAAUCUCAAAUUUCUCAUUCAAUAUAUCUACUGUCAUUAUUAUGUAUGUACCGGUUGAGUCUAGAAAAUUGUAAAUUGUGGCAGUGCCCAAUAUUUCUGCUGUAGUAUUGUAUAUAUGUAUCUCAAAUGAUUUUUGUCGAGUGAUUUUGUUCAAUAGUACAAACCAGCUAGUCAAUAGCUUGUCUUGGUUUUAAGUAUCCUUGUGUAAUUACCUCAGAUGAUUGAAAAUGAUGAAUGAUACACGCAAUGGCUGAUGGAAACAAUUGAAACUUCUGUCAAAUCAUAGUACAUAGUAUUGGCACUCUGCUUCUCUAUUUUUGCUCCACAAUACAAGUGAGGGAUAAUCAUAUAAAUAAAAUAAUAAUAAUGAUGGAUCUGCAAUGACAUCUAAAGGAAAAUGUUUGCACUUUUCUGAAACGAAAAUUCAAUGAGAAAUUUGGUUUUGAAAUUAAUCAAAUAAGAAAAUUGUGUCAGUUUGUCGAAAACGGAAGCAUUUAGAGCACCAGCAGAUUCUGAGGUAAUGAAUGCAUUCGCCUCUCUUUGUUAAUGUAAUAAGUAAAGUGCGUUUCGACAAAUAAGAGUGUUUUUAUGCACUAUUUUGCAAGUGCAUGAGAGGGAGUGAUAUUCAAAUGUCCGUUUCGGCACCAGUCAGCUUUUAUAAUAGAGCUAACAAACCAUGAUGACAUGGGAUACUUAAGUGGAGACGCAGAAUGAAAUAAAAAGAGAUAAAGUUCAAGAUGAAAGUUUUACACUGUAUUAAAUAGAUGGAGCGAGUUGGUGAUGCACAAAUAUCCAAAACACAAUUAAUCGUAUUGUUGGCUCAGCGUUAGGAACAGCGCAUGCUUAUAUAGACUUGCUGACGUCGCGGGUGGCGAGACAGCAAGCCUUUGCGUGAUUGGCUGACUCUAACCUAUAUAGCUAUCAGCUGCAAGUCUAGUAAUUAAAAUUAAUGUAGAUGAACUGAAUGGUUUGGAAGAAUUGAAGACUUGAAACUGAAAAAGGGACCUAAGAAAUUAAUUUUAGAGGAAAAAUUGAAAAGUGUUUCCAGUUAAUAAUCUCUAAAAUUGUUAUUCCCAUCAACUAAGCAUUGUUCACCCCGGUUGUAAUACCUUCCAAGAUUUUGUUAAUAUUAUUUUUUUCCGCAUCAUCUUUGACUUAAUCAAAAAUUUUCUUUUUGAAAGUAAUUCUUGCAACUGUCACUUUGUAUGCAAAUCCUACCAUCCAUAGUAUAAACGCUGUAACUUCAUUUCAGAUUUUGCAUUCAUCCUUCUGGCAUAUUCCUCGUCUGUGCAAAAUCUUUGAUCAAAAUCAUGUUUCAUGUUUUUAAUGGUAUAUCACGAUCACCUUAAAAAUUUACAAGAUGAAUAUUUCUUGCUUUUCGUACGAUAGAACGUUUUGUUGGGAAGAAUUUAUAACAUUUGAAAGGAGUCAUGGCGUUUUUGCUGCAAACAGCAGAAUCACUGUCAUUUUUAUUAUUUCAUGUUUACCUAUUUCCUUUUUUUUCCCUUUCAUAAAGUCUGUAUCUUGUCUGUUUUAAAUAUAGUUAGUCCUUUAUCAA